AUGAGAUGUCGUGCCAAAAGACGCCGAAGCGCCGGAGGGGCAACCGAAAUUCAUUCACGUGGAUACGAUAUGAGAUACGUGAGCGAUGAAAAGAUGCACGCCAUCAUGACGGCUGUGAAUUUGUUAGGGCAGCGCCUUGCUUUUCAAUUCGCCCCGCUUCGUCGCCAAUUCAGAGCGCCGAUAGAAUCACACCUUUGCCCGGAAUUCAUUAACACCCUCAAGGCAUAUAUUCUUCAAAUUCGGGAGAGAUACGUCGUCGAAAAGCUAGCGGACCGCGGCAAAUUCAUGUUGCGAAGGGACGGAAGUAGAUGGGACGUUUUUUUGAUUCUUCCUUGAAUUUUUCGAACAGCUAAAAAGUUUACUUUGGAGAAAUCGGUGAAUAUUGCUUCAUUUAAGCCAUGUAUGUGGAACAGGAAAGUUUGAAUAACCAGGUACAAAAUUAUUGGAGUUUCUAUGUUUUUUUUUGUAUUUUUUGUUGAGAGUAACUUCUUGGAACUGUUCUAUUUGUAGCGUUUAUAAUGAAAAACCUGUUUUUUUCUAAAGAUUUUUUUCGAACUUAAAAAAAAUAGCCGCAUCGACGGAAAAAAAUAAUAUUUUUUUGAAGCGUUUUUUUCUAUUUUCAAUAUCAGCAUGUUUUCUUGAGUUCGGAAAUAAAGAUAUUGAGAACCUGUUACUAUGAAAGGAUGAAGAAAAAAUGAUCCUGAAGGAUUUAUCCUACAUCGUUCAUAUAGGAGCACAUUCGAUCACAAUGAAAGAAUCACUUAACAUUUUUUUUCAUCAUUUCGGGCUUAUCAUUCUCUGAAUCAAUAUCAGUGCAAGUAAAUCUCAAAAAACUUGAUCAGUGCUUCUUCUACCAUUAUGCAGAAACUUGUGAAAUCAUCAAUUGCAAAGUUAAAGUAUAAUUCUUUCAAACAUGACGAUUAUCUUUAUCUGCCCGUAAAUUACAAGCUGAGAGUGUAAAUAGUUCUCGAGGUGGUGUGAAUAGGCGGAGAUCGCCGAUGCCAUCUACGGACAUCGAUGUCGAUUGCUGACACUCGUGGAUCGCCUCUCGGGAGGUCGUGGGAGCCUCUUAUUUCCACUUGGCGUCAUUAUCUUCGUGUCAUACGUUCUCAGAACACGUCUACAAAUCAGCUAUCUAUUAUCUCGAACAAAUAUAAGAAAAUCUGCAAAGUCUGAAUACUUCUUCCCAGAUCCUAAUGAAGUGAUAAUCUCGAAAAAAAAUUUUGAGAGUUUUUGAAUUUUCGACUCUGCUGUUCAUAAAAAGAGGAAUUUGAAUUUAUUCCAUUUGGCUGAAAGUUUUUUUCUCACAAGGGAAAAAACAUUUAAAGUUAUUGAAAAAUUUGGUUCAAUUUAUGAAAUUCGAAAUCCGUUUAUGAAACACAUAGUAACAAGUGAAAAGCGUGAAAAUAACUUUUUUUUUUUGCUAAACAAGAACAAACUGUUGCCAGCCAUGUCCUUCUAUGGACGCCGUGCCUGACAAUAGACCGAAUAAUGAGGAUCGGAUGACCCAAAUCUUAAAUAGGAAUCGGCGAUUUACAGCACGUGUUAAAAUCUUCAUGAGUUGCAUAAUCUCAAGAAAAAAAGGAAAUUUAAAAAAAUUUUUCAGUAUGCGAAAAAGUUUUAUUGAGAUUAAUGAAAAGCUCGGUUGAUACUUGUCUUACCAAGAACUGUCAAUGGCCCGAUAUUUUUAUCAAUUUUUUCAAUAGACUUCAUCUUCAAUAGCCUUGUCCAACUCUAACAAUUUUUUUUCAAGCCACGCUUGGAUCAUAAAAUAAGCCGGAUCAGAAGGAAAUCAAGCCUCAAAGCGGUUUCUUUAAGAGAGAAAAGUCUUCCCGCCACCUGUCCAUUACGAUUUGUGUGCUUAGCGGGAAUGUGUGAAUAAAGAUGUUCGCGACCCGAAAAGGCAUUCUCGAAUUGCCGUUUUUCACAUCCAAACAACACGGUCCCGGAGAACGUCCACGUCAACGCAGCUCGAGACGAAACAAGGCCUUUUCCGAGGUUUUUCGGAAUUUGUUCGAGAAUUAUUAUUUUUGUCACGUUGUGAUUACUUUGAUGGAUUUUUCUGGUAGGAAGGGCAUGAUGAAUUCUCAAGUUUCCUCUGAACUAUAAUAAAUUCCUUCAAGUUUUGCAAGGAGUCUUGAAAGUUGACAUUUUGAAAUUUUGAAAUACUAUUUUGGAAGUUUCGUGUUCGACUAGACUUUUUUGAAUUUUUUUCCAAGCUAAAUCGGCAAUAUUUGUUUUGAAAUAACUAUACAACUUGAAACUUUUUUUCGAUCAGUUUUCUAACAGCCAUUAAUUCUGAAGGGGUCACAGAUUUCAUAUCUACUCUUUGCCAAUGUUCAUAAUAUUUCUUUUCUGCUGCAAAAAAUGUCGCCAAGAAGAUUGAUUAGUUUUUUUAGACUUUUUUCGGAAACAGGGCAAAAAAAGAGAGGAACCGAAUAAAAUUUCUACGCGGUAAACUCUCCGGUUCCAUUUUUCAAACUCAAAAUAAGUUAACUUGAUCAGAGGUUAACGAAUUAGUUGAAGAGGUGAAACCGGAAAAGUAUUCAUUUUUUUGUGUUAAUUGAAUUAAUUAUUAACUUCUCACCUUUUUUUAAUAUUAUUUUUCGUUUCGAUAUACAUUUUCUUGUGUAAACUAAACUUGACCCUACUCAUUUUUUUGCUGUAAAAAUAAAAAGAAAGUUAGUCUGUUUGUACUGUACCGUCGCAUCGCACGGAAAAUCGCUGUUUUUCAAUGUUUACGGCCAGGUAUUUACGUUGCCUACUUUCUCCGAUCGAAAGGCCGUCUUGUUGCGCGGAAUUCGGUCAUCGUGAACCUACCACCUGGGGACAGCCGUCCAAUAUCCCUUUUUGGAGGUUUUGCGCACCGUUCAAUGCCACUCCAGAGGCGAUCGAUGGCUGGUUGCCAGGCGCGCCACCUCUUCUUUUCUCCUUCCAUUACCUGUUCAAACGUCACCACUAGUUUUUACCUUCCCUUUUUGUUUUCUAUUCAGAUUUUGAGUCUCAAAUUUGGUGAUCUUUUUAUUUCAGUUUGAAGUCUUCAGAUACAAGUGGGAUCCUAGAAAAAAAAAUUAGCUGUUUUUCAAACUUAUUUUCUUUGUUUCAUCGUGACGAGAUGAAAAAUAAAUAAGGUAAGAGCUUAAAAAAAUAAAAAAAUAAUUUGAGAAAAAAAGAUGAGAUUAGAAUAGCUCCAAAAGUUUGAAAAACAAAGUCAUCCCUUUUUCAAUUAAUCAUUAAACUCAGCUCCAGAAAUAACUUUUUUUUCCCGAUUUUGGUGUUCGAAAAAAGCGAUUUUUGAUACAGUGACUGAGUCGAGUGGCCGUAAGUCGACUCCCAAAAAAAUUAUUCAAUUUUUUUGAGUUGAAAAUAUGUUUUUGAAUCACUGCAUUUUUUGUUUAAACGGUGGAAUCUGAGAAAUUGGAAUAAAUUUUUACGAGAUUUAUAUAUGAUAUUCUGAUGAAAAUAUAUGAAAAAAAAAAGAAAAAAUCAUUUAUCCUAUCAUUUUUUCGAGCCGUUCAGUUCUCAAGAGAGCUGUAGAUGUCGCAGAAAAGCUGGUCCAAAAGCCCAAUCAAGCAUGAACAGUCUCAGUGAAAUUGUUUCUCUCUUCUUCAAUUUUGAUUAAAUUUCCUACCAUAAAAGUCGAGUUUCCGUCUUGGUCGUCUCCUCACCUUGACCGGUUUUUGAUUUUCCUCACUCUUUCUUUUGCCUCAAAACGUCAACGACCAAACUUUUGCUACUACUAUAACUGAAGAGGAAAGGUAUAAUUAAAUUGUUUUUUUCUCAAUCACGCCAGUCUGUUUUGGCCGAAAUGUUGUUAUUUAGUUAUUUAGAGGACACUUACAGAGACUCACAUGCCUGUGCCGCUCAACUAUUGUACCGUCGUCAUCUCGAUAAUCGCCUUUCUGCUCAUCGUUUUGGCCAUUUCCACACCCGCCUGGCAGGUCACUAUUUUUUCUUAUUUUUUCAUUACGACCGCUGAGGAAACUGUUCUUACUUGGGCUUUUGGAUAAAUAAACACAUCAUUGUGACUUUUUAGAAGUUUUUUUAAGAAUUGUUUUUAGUUCAAAGUUCGUUGAUUGAAAAAGUUCUCAGAAUAGCCGAGUUCGAUCAGAAGUUAUAUAAUAAAAAUACUGAUGCCUGACAAUUCUAAUAAUUUUUCAAAAGUGAAAACCAUUUCUCAACGUUCAUUAAAACAAAAAGAUUAUUAUUUAAAACUAAAAGAUCCGGCCAAGCUUUUUCUUGACAAAAUUGGAUUUUGAAAUCGUUUUGAGAAGUUUUUUUUAAAAAGAACCUUUUCCCUGGAGGCAGCAUUAAUAAAAGAAUUUCAUCAAAUAACAAUAUUUAUGAAGUUCUACUCAUGAGAACUUCUUUUAUUUCCAGGUUGUGUAUGCUCGUGAACUCAGGCAAUGGAUACAAAGCGGGUUGUGGCUGGCCUGUCAAACGCGGUAAUCCUUCAUUUAUUUUCGUUUGAUGAGUUUCUUUUCUCAGACCAAACGGAAUGUACACUUGUACCUACACGUUUUCUCAAGAUGACUACAAUUUCUACACAAGUGCUGAAGUUGCAAACUUCAGAACUCCUGCUUUUUAUCGUGAGUGAAAAAUGUAUAUCUGAAAAAGGGGAAAAUCUAACUUUUAGCAUGGCAAAGGGUAUUAUUACACGUUUUGAUUGCUUCUCAGCUUUUUGGGCUACUUUCGAUGGUUGUUUUCUGUGUUUCUACCGCCUACCAUGGGAACCGGAAAUUUAUAAAUGGGUUGCAGCUCUGCUUCCUUGUAAUUUGCAGUGAGUUUCAUUAUUUUUCCCGAGUUUUUGAAAUCAACCAAUUGACCAGUUUCUUUUUUUAUUCUUUUUUCGCCGUGCUAUUAGAACGACGAUCUUGAAACUCCCAUAAUUUACUUGAGUUUUUCUGCUAGAAUUCCAAACUAAGCUCGAAUCCUCCUCUUAUCAAAAUAAUACCAUGUUCUGAACGAUCCCUGAGAAUCAUUUCAAAUGAUGAAAAAAAACCUAUUUUUAGCCAUUCUUUGCGUUGGUAGCAUGGUGGCGUUCGCGGUCCUCUCUUACAUGGUGGAAUAUCGCUUUUAUCACGUUUCUGUCAGCGGUAUCUACGAGGUUCCUAACAUUUUUCUCGGUUUUUUUUUCCAUUUUUCUUUGAUCAGAAACAUCGUGGAUACUCCUACUACAUUGCUCUAGUGGGAACAUUUUUCUACGUUGCCGCAACCGUCGUCGGAGUCGUCCACUUGGCGAGGACAUUGACCCAAGAUCGAUGGGUUGGCGGUAGCUCCGAACCAAUAAAUGCCUAUCGAGUGAGUUCAUCGUUCCGUGGUAUGUAAAAAAGACCAGCGAAAAUUCAAACGGCGACUUUUCCGAUUUUUUCAUAUCGCUAGGGAACUUUCCGACGGCCACCUUUCCGACGAAUCUUUUUACGAUUUUUUUUCUCGAUAAAUUAUUCGUUUUUAAAUCUUCCUAUAUAUACUAGGUAGUUGGUUCAUGAUUAAAACACAAAAAAAAUAGGGAAAAAUGUUUAUAGAUGUUUUAUAAACUGAAAAACAUAAGGGAAAAAUGUCGGAAAGGGAUUCGUGGCCGUCGGAAAGCUCCCUAGCGAUAUGAAAAAAUCGGAAAAGUCGCCGUUUAAAUUUUCGCUGGUGUUUUUUUCAUAACACCCAUCGUUCUACAUUUUUUAGCAAAAUGUUCCAUUCCAGGCGCCCUCAAGUCAUUUGAGCAGUUGGCCUCAAAGCACGAACGGUUCUGUAGAUUUCGAAUCGGAACACCGAUUUGCAAUGAGAUCUUUACCCGCGGCACCUCAAAAACAAAGAGUAACCAUGAUAAGAUAA
Molecule: messenger RNA, 5829 nt
Organism: Caenorhabditis auriculariae
Lineage: Eukaryota; Metazoa; Nematoda; Chromadorea; Rhabditida; Rhabditidae
Source: the annotation of a GenBank genome assembly